AUGAAUAACCAGGGGUUUGUACCUAAUUCCAGGCCACCGAUAGGUGCGUCUGCCGGCGCUAACCAGAUCACACAGCAGGACCGCGUCCAGUUUGUGAACUUCAUCGUUGCGUCUAUCGCCAAAAUACAGGGCUCGAAUUUUUCACUCCAGAGAACAAAGCCUGUCGCAGAAGAGUACGAGAAGUUUGCGUUCAACAACUCGUCCACCAAGAGGGAAUAUGUUGACUAUUUGAAAAGCAAGAUCGCCAGCAUCAACCAGUCUCGCCAGAACGUCAUGCAGAAGCAGCAACAACAGCAACAGCAGACCCAACAGUCUCAGCAGCCACAACAACCGCAGCCCCAGAUGGCCCGGCCCACCUCACAACCGCAGAAAAUCGACAUUCAGAACAUUCCCAUUCCGCCAUCGCUACUUGCGAAGCUGCCACCACUUUUCCCGCAGGGUUAUAACACUUGGGCCAUGAUUAUGCCUUUUUUCAGGCAGAAGCAGAUGUCGCCGCAUGACAUGCAACUGAUCAAGGAAGUGUAUACCAUGCACACGCAAUUGAUUCGUGCGAAACAGCAGCAGGAGUUUUCGCAGAUGCACAAUGCCAUGCCGGGUCCCCAGGCCAACCAGGGCAUUUCUGCCGCCAAACAGAACGCUCCCAACCCGCAGCAGGUUCUGAUGUUGCAAAGACAACAGCAGAUGAAGCAGUCUAUGAUGCAACAGCAGCAGCCUAUGGUCGCGCCGCAACAGCCCCAGCAGCAGCACCAACAACCGCAACAACCACAACAGGCUCAACAGCCGUCUGGCAUGCGUCCGGCUAUAACUCCAGAACAGCUAGAAAGCUACAAAAACCAAGCAUUGCAAGUGAUCAAAAACCUUCAGGCUUCCAACAAGCUGCCUCCCAACCUAACGCCUGAGCAAGAGAACACAUACGUCAAGAGGUAUCUCUACCAUCUGCUCAACAACGCGAGACAGCAGCCUAAGGUCCCUGUUACUCAAAAUGGCAUGCCGGUUCAAAGCCAGGUGGUGCCGCAAAGCCGGCCACAGCAGAAUAUUCCGAUCAACAAGCAGCAGAUUCCGAUUCAGCAGCAGCAAAAUAUGAUGAUGCAGAUGCAACAAAACCAUAUGAAGGUGGCGUCUCAGGGCCAGUUUAAUCCGAUGUCUGCCCAAUCGCAACCUGCACUGCAGACGAUGCCUCAAGGCCAGCCUCAGCAACUUCCAACGAAUCAGAACCAGAACGGCCGCACGGGCCAAAGUGGGCAGCAAUUUGGAAACCACAUGCCAGGCCAGCCUCUAGCUCAGCGUCAGAAACCGGCAAUGCAGCCCGGAAAUACUGGUCCUCGUUUAUUUACGGGCGUGCAAGCCACGGAUGAUGACUGGAGACGGCUCAAGGCUAUCUACCAGGAAGUGGCAGCCACGCCUAUUAAUCUCAAAGACCUGACGGACGAGAUUUCUGAGCAAGAGAAACAGCAGAUCAUCAAGACGAUGAAGCAGUGUCAGCAGCUUGUACUUAUAUCGGAGACAAUUAUCAUUCCUAAUUUUUACAUGAUGACCAAGAGUUAUGAGGGUACAAAAAAAUUGAUGUACAGCCAACUGAUGAUCAAACAGGUACUAGAACGACUAAAGAAUGGCGGACGCUUCUAUGCUAAUUAUGAUUUGCUCACCAAGGUGCAAACGCAAAUCACUAGAUUCCUUGCGUAUGUGAAGGAGCAAAACUCCAAAAUGCUUAAGGGACAACAGCAGCAGCACUCUGUUCCCGUCCAAAACUCCAUCCUACAGCCAGGAAUGGUGCCUCCUCAGAAUCGGUAUAUGAUGCAACAACAACCUGGAAUGAACGUGUCCACCUCUGCUUCACCUGUUAUGCAGCGUGUCAGUACACCGCAGCAGCAGUUUAUGCAGCAUCCAUCGAUGAGCAUGAACACCGGCGCAGUUCCCCAGCAGUUCCAGCAACUUUCUGAGCAACGACAGAUGCCUAUGAUGGGGCAGAGUGCUGUUACUGGAAAGAUUCCAGCACACUUUAUGCCUGGGCCUCCCGGGGGCAUGAUGCCUAGCCAACAGCCGACGUCCGCCCCUGUUGUGACGGACGCCAAGAAGCAGCCUGUUCGGAAGAAGCCUGCUAAGCCUGUGGCCACUUCUGCUCCCACGCCGAAAGAUAAGACCAUUCCUCUUACUCAACCAGGCGCUGUUCCUGCGUCGCUAGGUUUGAGCUCAGCUCCGUCCAGCUCUGCCGCAAACGGGGCUCUGUCUUCUGAGGUGCAAUCGAUAAUGAAGGAGGCUACAGAGAUGAUCGCGAAGGAGGAGUCCAAGCUGCAUGCGAUUGACCAGCAAAGAAACAGACGUCGUGAGCUAGCAGGCGUAGAUCCUGCGCGUUAUGUGCUUGCCGUUCUUGCCGAUACGCUCAACUUGCCAGAGGAGGAGAGCAAGAUUUUUGAAAUGGCCAAGUCGUCGUCGUUGAAGAGCCGGACUCUGGGCAGCAAUGCGGCACAGGGUAACAAGGUGCUUACUCCUUCUGCCAUUUUGACGACACCUCUUCCAUUCAACGUGAAGACGCCAACUUCGUUCAAGUACUACGGCUCUGCCAUUACUCCGGCUGGCUACAAGGGUGGACAUUGGCAGGGCAAAGUGAACGCCAUUGUGAUUGCUGGGGUUUUCAGAGAGGUUGUCUCGGUGGUUCCCAAAGAAAGGCGCGAGAGUAGUCGCAACAAUCUGGGCACCGGGCUUCUCAGCGACCUGAGCUCUUCCGUCUAUCCUACGCCUCCAGACGAGGAGACACAAGGCAAGCGGAAAAUCGAGGAAGUUGAGACUGAGAGAAAAAAGACGAAGGUUGGCAACGGCGCAAACGAUCAGGACGACCUGGAUGAUCUGUGGAACUUCGACGGGUGGUGA
This is a messenger RNA of Ogataea haglerorum, 2868 nucleotides long. RefSeq lists its product as uncharacterized. Gene Ontology annotation, cellular component: mediator complex. Gene Ontology annotation, molecular function: transcription coregulator activity. The coding region runs from base 1 to 2868 and encodes 955 amino acids. The transcript has a single exon. NCBI's taxonomy places the organism in Eukaryota, Fungi, Ascomycota, Pichiomycetes, Pichiales, Pichiaceae. Gene Ontology annotation, biological process: regulation of transcription by RNA polymerase II. The record is from RefSeq and is a predicted model, not a curated record.